GACUACCUACAAAAUUCAAUAAUAGUAGUCUCUGGUCUCCUCUCUCUCUCUCCCUCCCCUAAAUUCUUUGAAUCCCACAAAUUUCUUAACCUGCGCACCCUCGACUCGCAAACGCCCUUCUGCUUCAUUCUUCUCUGGAUUUCUAAGGUUUUGUUUUUGUUUUAAUCAUUUGUCAGAAAGUGCGGUAGAAAAGGCGGGUCAUUGGUGUAUUCCAGAGUAAUGACUUGUUUCUCUUUUUUAUGCGGUAGGAGGGACAAAUCAGAAAAACUGUCUACUCAAUUCGAUGCAGAGCUUCAAGGUGUCAACAAUGUUAAUCUCUACACAUAUAAAGAGCUGAGAACUGCCACCGAUGAUUUUAGUCAUGCCAAUAAAAUUGGGGAGGGUGGUUUUGGUUCUGUUUAUAAGGGACGGCUUAAAAAUGGGAAUAUAGCUGCUAUAAAGGUUCUUUCACCUGAAUCAAGACAAGGAGUAAAGGAGUUCUUGACAGAGAUUAAAGUGAUUUCAGAUAUAGAGCAUGAAAACUUAGUCAAGCUCUAUGGCUGUUGUGUGGAAGGAGAUCAUAGAAUUCUGGUCUACAACUACCUUGAGAAUAACAGCCUUGCGCAAACACUUAUUGGUGGAAGUUACAGUAGCAUCCAGUUUAGUUGGCGAACACGAACUAGAAUUUGUGUUGGGAUUGCACGGGGACUUGCCUUUCUUCAUGAGAGUGUGCGACCACAUAUCGUUCAUCGAGAUAUCAAAGCUAGCAAUAUUCUCCUCGACAAAGACUUGACACCCAAAAUUUCAGAUUUUGGUCUAGCAAAACUUAUCCCAGCCAACAUGACUCAUGUCAGUACCCGUGUGGCAGGAACGAUAGGUUAUUUGGCACCAGAGUACGCAAUAAGAGGGCAGUUGACACGUAAAGCAGAUAUAUACAGUUUUGGCGUUCUCCUUGUGGAAAUAGUUACUGGGAGAUGCAACACAAAUACACGAUUACCUGUUGAAGAACAGUAUCUUCUUGAAAGGACAUGGGAUCUUUUUGAGAGAAGGGAGCUCGUGGGGUUGGUAGACACGGCAUUAAAUGGGGAUUUUGAUGCUGAAGAAGCUUGCAGAUUCUUAAAGAUCGGUCUUCUUUGCACCCAAGACACUCCAAAGCUCCGGCCAUCCAUGUCAACUGUGGUCAAGAUGUUAAUCGGUGAGGUUGACAUUAAUGAAAAUGAGAUUACAAAGCCAGCCCUAAUCACUGAUUUCAUGGACCUCAAAGUUAAAAGCGCCCGGAAAGCUACGCCCGAUAUGAACAACAUAAACUACAAUUUUGCUUCUAGCUCGGGCAACCUUGAGAAUUUGACCAUGUCAUCUGGAACCUCAUCUUGUGCAACCAUGACCUUUACUGCGAUAUGUGAUCGGAGCAUUUAAAUUUUUUUCUCUACAUCAUCUGAGAGAGAGCGAGAGAGAGUGUGAUUUGUUGAUUUAAUUUUCAUUCAUGUAAUUUUUGGGUUUAUGAGGGUUGUUAUUGUUAGCUUGUGCAAAUGUAUGAUAUUUUCCCUCCAUAGGUAAACCAUAGCCAGGGAAACUUCACAAACUGUAUAAUUUUGUUGUUUUUUUAGGCUAGUGUUUGAUCGGAGGUACUCUUGUAAAUGAGCAUAGUUUGUGAAAAAUAAGUCUCUCACGGAUUUGAAAA
Camellia sinensis is the source of this 1660-nucleotide messenger RNA. RefSeq names its product Protein kinase superfamily protein. Gene Ontology annotation, biological process: protein phosphorylation. The record is from RefSeq and is a predicted model, not a curated record. Gene Ontology annotation, molecular function: ATP binding; protein kinase activity. NCBI's taxonomy places the organism in Eukaryota, Viridiplantae, Streptophyta, Magnoliopsida, Ericales, Theaceae.